CUUGAGGUUCCUGAGAUAUAUCAGCACCACCCAGGUUAUCAAGAGAGAAGUAGGAAGAUACUGGAAUGGGUGAAAAGAAUAAAUAUGAAGGGUUUCACUGUUUAAGCUUUCCUCUAUCUAUAUAAAGUCCAAAUCUUAGCAGAAGACUCUCAUAGGCACUGAUAAAUGUGCUAGAAUGGCUUUGCCUGGACAGACCUAGAGUAUAGCAAAAGGAAGGAAGAUACAGCAUUAAAUAGGCUCCACCUAAUAUUUUUAUUUUUAAAUAUUAGAUUAUGGCAAAAAUUAGUUCAAUAGUAGGACUGGGCAAGAAAAGAAGAAAAAAGAAAGGAGAAGAAAGAAGAAAACAGUUUGCAGUCAUGGUUUCCAAUGCAGCAAAGCAAAGAACCUCAAAACAUCCUUUGCACCUGGAGAGGUCAUUUGUUUCCAAUGUGACUAGAGUUGCUGCUUGACUCAUGGAACAUGGUGAUGGCAGUGAGAGUGUGAGCAAAUACUGUUGCUCAUUAAGAUUGCAUGCAAUCACAUGAGCACAGACAGCCUGGCUACUGACUCCAGCCCUGCAAAGAAGCCCUGGUCUGUCUGUCUUGAUGACAGGUUUGGCUUAGCUCAUCAAAUCCGCAACAAGCAGUGUCGCCUCUACUCUUUAGGGCUGGGAAGUGAUGAUAAUCAUUUUGAGGUCAGCAUGGCCAACAGUGGAUGUGAAGUGCAUCGUUUUGACCCUAGUGUCAAAUCAGCUCACAUUUUGGAAAGCCAGCGUCUUUGGUAUCACCGCCUGUGCAUUGACUGGAGGGAUCCCCAUCCAGCUGUUGCUGCCCACAAGCCACAGAGCAACACCAGAAAACUGGGAACCAUUCUGAAUGAAUUUGGGCAUCACAAGAUUGAUGUUCUCAAAGCAGAUCUGGAAAGUGCAGAGUGGAAAGUUUUAGAAAACCUUAUUCUGGAAGAUGUCCUUGAACAGAUUGGACAGCUCAUCUUUGACGUUCAUCUCCACUGGCCUGGGUUCGAGGUCAGUGGCAAUGACAGCAGUGUAGUGCGGUUCUGGUACAGCCUCCUCAAAGAGUUAGAACUAAAGGAUUUCAAACUUUUUCACAGUUACAAAGAUUUAUCUAAACCUCAGCUUUUCCUGAAGAAAGACCUUUUCAAUGCAAGUAGCUGUUAUACUCUGAGUUGGGUGAAUACAAGAUGGAAAUAGGCUGCAGGACCUCAUCAAGAACUCAAGGAAAUACUGCAGAAUGAAAUGUGACCAUGAUUCCAAUUAUGUUUACCUGUCCAUCCCCUACUACCCCUGCUGGAGGUGGGGAUGGUGUUACUACUUUGUGAGACAUGUAGACUGGUGCCUGCCAUGUGGUAGGGGCCAGUUAACACUUUUUGAAGGGAUGGACACAGGAAUGUGGCAGGUGUCAACCUCUGCUGCAGCCCAGGCGCUCUGCCUGGUGGCCUCAGACAGUGAGGAUGAUUAUCUUCCUUCUCUUUACUCCCAUGCUUACCCGUUUUUCCUAAAUUUCAUUAUGCUUCUGUAAUCCAGGAACUCAUCAACAUUAAAAAAAAAUUCUAUAUUUUUUCCAUUGCUCCUGGGUUGAUGAGAGUCUUAAGUUCGUAGGCUGCUGUUUAAAUUAGGGCCUUUUGUUUGACUUUAACUCACCUCUUUCAAGGUUUUCUCCUUGGCCUUUUCAAUAACAUUCUUGACAACCUUGUAGGUUUCAGCAAUUCCUUCUCAACCUUUGCUGAGGUCAUGCUCUGAUGCUGUGGCUUUAUUCAGGGAAUUCAAAUUCUGUUACUGAGUUUAAAAUAUUAGACAAUGAGAAACUUCUUAUGAAAAGAAAAGAUUCUUUUCAUAUUCAGUCCUGCAUUGCCUUCUGUUCCUAUAAAACUAAGCAUAAAGCAGAUUUUUGGUGUCUUUGUUGUUGCCUCUCUAAACUUCAACCUGAUUUAUCCACCACACAAUUGCCAAUGCUGUUAUUUUUUUUUAAUUUAAAAUGCAUUAUUUUGAAGAUUGAGUUUUUCUUUACUGACAGCUGGCAUUCCCUGUAAGUUUGGCCUGAGGGCCAGAGAUCAUCUGUCUUCCUUGAUAUGGUUAGUAGCAAUCCUUUUUACAUUUAAUUAAAAUUAAGCAGAAGAUGCAGGUUCUCAAUAGUUCAAAUAAUCAAUAUUUGCUUUCGAUGUCAAUAGGUACUUUGAAAAUAAAAAAGGUCUAUAAAAACCAUAAAGUGGUUUACAUUGCAUGGUGAAGUCGCCAAAACAAAGUAAACCUCAGACCAGUUCCUGUGUAGAUUAUAUCACAGAUUUUCUCUUACUUUUUAAUGAAAAUUGUAACAUUGAAAUAUAUACAAUAAAUCUUUGUAUGCAUUAAACCUUUUAAAUCUCCUUAUGCACUAAAGUACAAAGCAUAUUAAUUUUAAGUAUUCUAUUUGAUUAGUUUUUAAAUAUACACAUACCCAUAUCAAGAUUUUAACUCAUGGAACUGAAGACUGAUGGUCUUACUGAAAGUCUCCUUUGUACAGGACAAGUUACCAUUUACUCCAGAUUGUUGAUGCAGAACAUUUCAUUUAAUCAUUUUAUACACACACACACACACACACACACACACACAUCUUUGAAGCAGAAAUGGGUGUACUGUCAAAAAAAAAAGACAAACUCAAAAUAAUCACCAACGCACCCACCCACAUCCACCUACUAAGCAGCCUGUUCAAUAGCUGUUUGUACUUAUUUUUGCUUAUUUCUGAGACUGUCCUUUACCCCUUUCAUGGAUAGCUUGAAAUUUGUGAUGAAUAUUCUGACUGUUGCUAUGGUUUCCCUGUCUCUAGAAUUUAUUAUGCUUAUUGUAU
Molecule: messenger RNA, 2822 nt
Organism: Talpa occidentalis (Iberian mole)
Lineage: Eukaryota; Metazoa; Chordata; Mammalia; Eulipotyphla; Talpidae
Gene: METTL24
Product: methyltransferase like 24
Exons: 5
Coding region: 521-1189 (222 amino acids)
Source: RefSeq, a predicted model, not a curated record